AUGAACUGGUGCUCCAGGCUGCCUCGUUUUAAACAUAUCUCCCAUCGUGUGUCGAGGCUGGCCCUCUAUUCGAAAAGCCGCACGCCCCGUGAGGUGACGCAGUUGUGCCGCUGCGAGGCCCGCAAGGCGCUGGAGCUCUACCGCGCCGCCCACCGCGCUGGCGUCGGCCUCGCCUCGGCACCGCAGGACGAGUGCGAGAACAUGUUCCUGAGCAUGAUCACGGCCACCAUACGCACCGGCCAAGCGGACGAGGCGCUGGCGCUGCUGCGCGACAUGCGCCACCGCGGCCCCGGUGUCUCCGCCGCGCUAUUCGGCUCGGCCACCAAGCUGUGCACCUCGAAGCAGCUGUACUCCGAGUGCCUUAGCAUCUACACCUUCGCAAUGGAGGACCCCAGCCUGAAGGUCGAGGACAGGAGCGUCUGGAGCUGCCUCCUCUUCUGCGCCGUGGAGACGAAGUCGUUCGCGAGCUGCGGGCACUUCUGGGAGCGCCUCCGGGCCUGCGGCGACCCUUCGUGCAAGGACUACGGCAACAUGAUCCGGUACGCCUCCGCCAACGGCCUGUGGAAGCUGUCGCUGUCCCUCGUGCAGCAGAUGCGCAGGAGCGGUACCGAUGUCGACAGCGUGACGUACAACACUUGCUUGGCUACUUGUGUGGCCGCUGACCGCGUGGACGAGGCCCGCGCGCUGCUGGACGAGAUGGCGGAGGCCGGCGGCGUCUCCGACGCGAUCACCUACAACACGCUCUCGAAGGGGUACGCGAAGGCGGGACGCAUCUCGCAGGUCUUCGAGCUCUUCGAGCUGAUGAGGGCGCGCGGGGUGGAGCCAACGCAGGUCACGUACGGCAUCCUCCUUGACAGCUGCAUCAACGAGAACCAGGUCGCCAAGGCGGCGGACGUCUUCGAGCUGAUGAAGGCCAACGGCUGCGUGAUGAACACGGUGCUCUAUACGACCCUCAUCAAGGGCUUCGCUCGGGACGGCCAGGUCGACAAAGCCAUGGAGGUCUACGAGCACAUGCGCUCGGAGCGCACGGUGCCCCCCGACCUCAUCACGUUCUCGAUUUUGAUCAAGGCCAACUGCGACUCGGGCCGCUUAGACGGCGCCCUCAGGCUGAAGGAGGCGAUGGUGGGGCUGGGCCUGAAGGCCGACGAGGUCAUCUUCAACAACAUCCUGGGUGGCUGCGCCAAGGAGGCGGACGCCGAGCUCGCGAAGAGCACGUACCAGGAGAUGGUCGACAGCGGCGUAAAGCCUUCCAACGCCACCUUCUCCAUCCUCAUCCGGCUCUACGCGCAGUGCAAGUUGCUUGACGAGGCGGCGGACAUGCUCCGCCGGGAGCCGGCCAUGCGGGGCGUGGUCCCGGAGCCGCGGCUGUACUCGCAGCUGGUGCACUGCUGCCUGCGCGACCGCCACGGCAAGCGCGCCACGGACGUAUACAGGAUGAUGCUCGAGCACGCCCCCCCGACGGCCUCGGCGCACAGCGGCAUGCUCGGCAUGUGCGUGAAGCUCAACAUGCUGGACACCGCGGCCGAGAUCCUGGCCAUGGCGGCCGAGGCCGGUGGGCGGGUGGACCAGGCCGACGCCGAGCAGGUGCUGCGGGCGGCGCAGAGGAAGCGCAAGGGCCCGUGCGUGGAGGCCACCGCGGCCGCCAUGGAGGCCCUGGGCCUCAGGCCCGCAGCCGCCUGA
Prorocentrum cordatum is the source of this 1680-nucleotide messenger RNA. NCBI's taxonomy places the organism in Eukaryota, Dinophyceae, Prorocentrales, Prorocentraceae. The record is from the annotation of a GenBank genome assembly.